AUGUCAUCAGAUCAAAUUCAAAAAUGGUUCGAAUACGAGUCGGGACACGCUUGGUGUGAAUCAGCGUACAAAUAUCAAACGUUGCCAUAUGUGGCGGAAUUCGCCAAUUCGGUAGGUUUUGGCUUCGAAAAUUCACCAUGUUUCACUGAAAAAUCUUGAUUUUCAGCUCACAAAUCUGCCAAUUAUCGUGCUGCCCCUCCUCAAUAUAAUGCUUCUACGAAAAUAUUUACAAAACGUCAAUAUGGGCCUGAUUUUCCCGCAACUUUUGCUUACUUUCAAUGGUCUGGCUUCCACGUAUUAUCACGCGACUCUGAAUUUAUUUGGACAACUUGUUGAUGAAUUAUCGCUGGUUUGGAUUAUCACUGUGUUUUUGGUGGUUUAUAUUCCGGUUAUGAAAUGGUUUCCCAAAAAGUUUUCGGAAAGAUUGUGAGUUUUUUUUUGGGGUACUGUAUGCACCUUGAAAAUUAAGAAGAAUAUUCCACGUGUACUGUAUCCCGCCAAAAAAUUUCAAAUCUGAAAAUUAUUCUUCCAGAUGUUUGGUCAGAUGGAUUACACUUAUCAUCACUGCUGUCGUCUCUGGAUUAUGCUUCUUGGAGCCGAAUUUGAAUGCGAUUGCGCUGAUGUUGUUCUCGAUUCCGGCGGCUGUGGUUUUGAAUUAUGAAGGAACACAGUCAGUUUUCUUUUUUCUGGGCUUUCGAUGACAAAAUGGAAAAUCACAGAAAAUUCACUCUAAAAAUUUACUGUUUCAAAAAAUCCUGAAGUUUCUAGCUGUUUCUAUGGACAUUGAUCGAAACAAGCUGCAGUUUUCAAAGUUUUAUAUGAAUUCUGAAUUUUUGAAGUUUGGCGCCAUUAGUACUAUUUUUGAAUUUUUGCCACAAAAAUUUGACGAAUUUUGAAACCAAGCUCAUAAUUUUUUCAAAAAUUCACUAAAAAACCACUGUUUCAAAAACGUUUGAAAUUUUUGAAAUUUUUUCGCCUAAAAGUUUGGAGAAUUUCGAACAUCAUAUGUCUGAAUCGGAAAAUUAUGAAAAAUGCACCCAAUGAUCAGGCCAAAAUCACGGGUUUUUUCUCACAAUCAGAAAAUUCAGACGAAAAAUUUACUGUUUCAAAAAAUCCUGAAGUUUUCCAAUUUUGGAAUUAUAGACAUUGAUUGCAUGAACUGUUUUCGAAGCUUUUAUAAUUCUGAAUUUUUCAAGUUUUGCCCCAAAAAUUUGGGAAUUUUGAACCUAACAAACAUUUUUUUUUCGCUCAAAACUUGGGAGAAUUUGGAACCUGAAAAUUCUGAAUCGGAAAAUUAUAAAAAAUCACCGCAGAAAUGGUCAGGCCAAAAUCACGGGUUUUUUCUCACAAUCAGAAAAUCAGAAAAUUCACCCUAAAAAUUUACUGUUUCAAAAAAUUCUUAAAUUUUCCCAUUUUGGAUUUAUGGACAAUGCGAUUGCUAAAUAGAUAUGGACAAUGCGACUACAUAUAUUAAAUUUAUAAUUCUGGCGCCAAAUACAAUUUUUGAAUUUUUUGGCACAAAAUUUGGGGAAUGUUGAAUCCAACAAACAUUUUUUUAUCCCCAAAAUCACAUUUCCGGAAAAAUUCACCAAAACACCACUAUUUCAAAAAAAUUUAAAUUUUUUGUGCUCAAAACUUGGGAUAAUUUUGAACUUCAACCAAAUCAAAAUUCUUAAUCUAGAAAUUAUUAAAAAUCACUCCAGAAAUGGUCAGCUAAAAAUUUACUGUUUCAAAAAAUCUAGAAGUUUUCGAGUUUUGGAAUUAUGGACAAUACUUCCCAGCAUCGCUACACGAAUUAAGUUUAUAAUUUUUGCGCCAAAAUUACAAUUUUUGAACUUUUUUUCUCAAAUAAUGGGAAUUUUGAACCGAACAAACAUUUUUCAUCCCCAAGCUCACAAUUUUCUGAAAAAUUUAUUCUCAAAAAUACCCUAAAAUUUCACUGUUUCAAAAAAUUCAGAAAUUUUCUGACUAUAAAAUUAUAAACAUUGAUAUAAUGAAAUUAUCUUCAAAACUAAACAAAAAUAAAUGAAAAAUCAGCCUAGAAUUACUCUAGACUUACACUUUUCUAACAAAUGAAUCUUAAAAUUCACUGUUUCAAAAAAUCUAGAAGUUUUCCAAUUUUAAGAAUUAAAGACAUUGAUCGAAACAAGCGGCAGUUUUCAAAGUUUUAUAUGAAUUCUGAAUUUGUCAAGUUUCACACCAUGGUUUUUGAAUUUUUCGUCAAAAUUUGGGGGACUUUGCACCCAAGCUCAUAAUUUUUUGAAAAAUUUAUUCUUAAAAAUUUUCUCAAAAGUUCACUGUUUCAAAAAAUUCAGAAAUUUUCUGACUCUAAAAUUAUAAACAUUGACUCAAUCAUCUGCAAAAUUAGAAAAAAAUAAAUGAAAUUCAGCCUAGAGUUACUCUAGACUUAUACUUUUCUAACAAAUGAAUCUGAAAAUUCUACUGUUUCAAAAAAUCUAUGUGUUCUCCCAUUUUGGAAUUAUGAACAGUAAGAAAAGUUAUGAUUUUCCAGCUCUGGAAUCCCAGACAUCGAGAGAUUCCCAAAACGAGUCCUAGCUCUUUGGGGAGCCGCCUUCAGCUUCUGGUUCGCCGAUCGACUAUUGUGCGAUUUUUGGUUGUAUCUGGGUACACCAUACUUGCACGCCGUGUUUCAUUUGUUGGCCGGAUUGGCUGGUUAUACGAUUUUUAUCAUGUUUUCGAUGAUUGAUAUUGAGACAAGAUCGAAAUCUCAUAGGUGAGUGGAAUUUUUGCGGUUUUUUGAGUCUAAACAUGACUAGGGUUACUGUAGGUUAUCGUAAUUCCAGAUUACUGUACCUCUAAUUUUUUCAGAUUCACAGCUGCAGUACGGUAUUUCCCUGACAAAAAUGGAUCGAUUUUCGCAUUUCCAUAUAUUUCUCUAAAGGAGCGAACACAGUAAGCCUAUGUGUUUUUUUUUCUGUGUUUAUUGUGUACUGUAUUUUGUCGUUGUCCUGUCCAUAAAUGUGUAUAAUUGGUUACUGUAGAUUACUGUAUGCACCUUUAAACGUUUUUUGUAGCAACGUCAAUGUUUCUGUUUUCGAUUCGCCUGGAAAACCGAAAAAAUUGGAGGAGGAAUUUGGUGAAAAUUAA
This is a messenger RNA of Caenorhabditis angaria, 3108 nucleotides long. NCBI's taxonomy places the organism in Eukaryota, Metazoa, Nematoda, Chromadorea, Rhabditida, Rhabditidae. The record is from the annotation of a GenBank genome assembly.